GCGCGCAAUCAGAGCCUCCGUGGGAUGUGAAUGAGGAGGAGCUUGAGUUGGGGAGGGGGGUGAAGAGGGGGAGAACCUGCCACUGGUUAGAUGAUGGAGCAGCGCUAGCAGGCGGCAGCAGCAGAAGCAUCUCGUUAACACACCUCAAUGAAAGCGGCAGUGGAAACGGAUGGGGAUAAAGACGUAAGCAGGCUAACUAUAGCUGCCGUGCAGCGAGAUGGGAUGUAACCUGCUCAGAUCAAGGCUGCGAGGUGCGUAAUCCCCAGGGCUAGCUUAUUGUGGAGAGGAGAUCGCAGUCAGCAUUGCCACAGGUGACUUGGUUUCCUCCUUACAGUUGCUUUGAGAUUCAGGCUAUUUAAAAAAAAAUUCUAAUUUUUAAAAUCUCCACCUCCUCCCCCUUGAUACCAUCUUUAGAAGGAAGACUAACAAUAAUAUUACUAUUACGACUAUUAAUAAAAAAAUUGAAAAGUGACUUCCCAUCACCUCUGCUUCCCUCGCUCCGAGACAGCAAAGAGACAUGGUUUACCCCUUACUCCUUUGCCUCCUGCUUGCUCAGCUGGGAUUGGGAGCUGCCGGUUCCAGCCGUGACCCACCAGGGCGCCUGGAGCCCCAUAGAGAGAGGACCCUUAGAGGGAAGCAGCAUGGCCAUCAGUCCGCCCGAGCCUCAGACUCUUCGACUCUCUGGAGCCGGUCCAUCGACAGCACCAUCUUAGCGCAGAAACUCUCCGAGGAGGUGCCCACGGAUGUGGCCUCUUACCUCUACACUGGGGACUCCCAUGAACUGAAGCGCACCAAUUGCUCCAGCCGCUUGGAGCUGGCAGCCGGCCUGCCGGGGAAGUCCCCCGCCAUGGUCAGCCUGCACCCCUCCUUGCACGGGGCGAUGGACACGCUUAUCUACGCCACCAACUUCCUCAACAUGAUCAAUAAGUCACUAGAGCAGAACUUGCAGGACGACCUGGAGUGGUACCAGGCGCUGAUCCGGAGCAUCUUUGAAGAUGAACCCAGCAUCUCACGGGCAGCCAUUACUUUUAGCACCGAGUCACUAUCCUCUUCAGCCCCUCAGGUCUUCCUUCAGGCCACUCGCGGGGAGAGUCGUAUCCUCCUACAGAACCUGUCCUCUGCUCACCAUUUGACCAACGCCACCCUGGAGACCGAAUGGUUUCACGGCCUGAAGCGCAAAUGGAGGCCCCAUUUACACCGCCGAGGUUCCAACCAGGGGGCCCGGGGUCUGGGCCACAGCUGGAGGUUCCGGGACAGCUCAGGGGGGGAAAAGAACCAGAUCAGGUGGUCUCUGCCAUACCUGGAGUGCGAGAACGGGAGUUACAAACCUGGCUGGUUGGUCACUCUCUCCGCCGCUUUCUACCGGUUCCAGCCUAACGUGGUUCCUGAAUUCAGAGGUGUCAUGAAAGUUGACAUAAAUCUUCAGAAGGUAGACAUUGACCAGUGUUCAAGUGAUGGCUGGUUUUCAGGAACUCACAAAUGCCAUCUGAACAAUUCAGAGUGCAUACCAAUUAAAGGCCUUGGAUUUGUGCUCGGAGCCUAUAAGUGCAAUUGCAAAGCAGGAUUCUAUCAUCCCCGUGUCUUUUCAGUGAACAGCUUUCAGAAUCACCAUUUUGCUGGGGAUGAGAAGCUGGAGGAAGUCCAUGUCUGUUUGCCAUGCAGGGAAGGCUGCUCCUUUUGUGCUGAUGACAGACCCUGCUCUGCCCAAGAGGACAAGUAUUUACGGCUAGCCAUUAUCUCCUUCCAAAUCCUGUGUAUGCUGCUUGAUUUCAUUAGCAUGUUGGUUGUCUACCACUUUCGCAAGGCAAAGAGCAUCAGAGCAUCAGGACUGAUCCUAUUGGAAACAAUUCUUUUUGGGUCUCUGCUACUAUACUUUCCGGUUAUCAUUUUAUAUUUUGAGCCAAGCACAUUUCGCUGCAUCCUUCUGAGAUGGGUUCGUCUUCUGGGUUUUGCUACUGUUUAUGGAACUGUGACUCUCAAGCUUCACAGGGUUUUGAAGGUUUUCCUUUCACGAACAGCUCAACGUAUCCCCUAUAUGACUGGGGGCCGGGUCAUGAGGAUGCUGGCAGUAAUUCUCCUGAUAGUAUUUUGGUUUCUCACUGGUUGGACCUCAGCUGUCUGCCAAAAUUUGGAGAGGCACAUCUCACUCAUUGGACAGGGGCGAACAUCAGACCACCUCAUCUUUAACAUGUGCCUCAUAGACCGCUGGGAUUACAUGACAGCAGUUGCUGAAUUUUUAUUCCUCUUGUGGGGUGUUUAUCUCUGCUAUGCAGUUCGGACAGUCCCAUCAGCAUUUCAUGAGCCACGUUAUAUGGCUGUUGCAGUUCACAAUGAGCUCAUUAUCUCUGCUAUAUUCCAUACAAUUAGAUUUGUUCUUGCUUCAAAACUUCAGUCUGACUGGAUGCUGAUGCUAUUUUUUGCACAUACCCAUUUGACUGUGACAGUCACCAUUGGGUUACUUUUGAUUCCAAAGUUUUCACAUUCAAGCAAUAAUCCAAGAGAUGAUAUAGCAACAGAAGCAUAUGAAGAUGAACUUGACAUGGGCCGGUCAGGAUCGUACCUGAACAGCAGUAUCAAUUCAGCUUGGAGUGAGCACAGCUUGGACCCUGAGGAUAUUCGGGAUGAGCUAAAGAAACUCUAUGCUCAGCUGGAAAUCUAUAAAAGGAAGAAGAUGAUCACAAAUAAUCCACACCUCCAGAAAAAGCGGUGCUCAAAAAAGGGCCUUGGCCGUUCCAUCAUGAGGCGCAUUACCGAGAUCCCAGAAACAGUCAGCAGACAAUGCUCUAAGGAGGAUAAGGAGGUCAUGGACCACAGUGCAACCAAAAAUGCUGUCAUUGUGAGGAAAAACCCCCAAGAGUCCUCCAGUGGCAUUGUAAAGGCAAAGGAAGAGUCUCUGAAAAACCGGGUCUUCUCCUUAAAAAAGUCCCACAGCACUUAUGAUCAUGUUAGAGACCAAUCAGAAGAGUCCAAUAGUAUACCAACAGAAAAUGAAGUAGAGACCACAGAGAACUCUCUACUGGACUCCCUUCCGGGUAAAAAAGUCAACAAGAGGGUUACAGAAAACAUGGAGGCUUCAUCCACUGAGUCAGUCCCUUUGGUGUGUAAGUCAGCAAGUGCUCACAACCUUAGCUCAGAAAAGAAGCCUGGGCAUCCGAGAACAUCUGUGUUACAAAAGUCACUCAGUGUUAUAGCAAGUGCCAAGGAGAAGACUCUUAGUUUGACUGGGAAAACAUCAAUUCAAGGCCUAGAAGAAAAUGAUAAAUCCCCCAAACCACCACUCAAAGGCAAAGAGUUCAACCGAAAACAUUCCAACCCUGAUAAAAUAGAGACUAAAGAUUCUGCCUGGAAAAAUUCCACUCAUUCUGAAGAACUAAGGAAACCUCCCAAAUCUGGAAUUAUGAAACAACAGCGGGUGAGUACACCCACUGCCAAUUCUGAAACAGGCCCAGGCUUGUUAAAGGAUAACUUUGACAUUGGGGAAGUGUGUCCUUGGGAGGUUUAUGACUUGACACCAGGUCCUGUGCCUUCAGAAUCGAAAGUUCAGAAACAUGUGUCUAUUGCAGCUUCUGAAAUCGAGAAAAGCAUCCCUCCCCACCCAAAGGAGAAAUCUCAGUACAAGCCUGAACCCAAUGAAGGCUAUCAGCAAUCCAAUCAAAAAAGUAUUGACAAGUCUGAAGUGUGCCCUUGGGAGAGCCCAGAACAGUAUGUUUUUGAAGAGGAAAAACAGCAUUUGAAUGCUAAGACUCACUUUCUCCCUGGGGGUGGGAAAGGUGAAAAUGGUGGUCAACAUCCUUCAGCCAAGGUUUGUGUGGGUCAACAUGACGAACUGCCUUCAAAAGUUGUAGCAUCAAAAGCAGAACAAGAAAAUACCAACCAAAUAGGAGACCAGAAAAAAACUCCAUCUUUCUCUGAGGGAAAUGUGCUUUCAUCUGCCUCCUUUGACUCAAGUAAUAACUUUCAGCAGCCUUUAACAUCCAGAGCUGAGGUGUGUCCCUGGGAGUAUGAGACCCCAGGCUUACCAAAUGCUGAGAGAAGUGUAACCUUUUUGGCCUCUUCUGCUUUAAGUGCAAAUAAAACACCAACACUCCGCAAAUAAGAGGUUUAGGACACUUUUAAAGUGUACAUGCCCAUAAAUGAAUGGUGUGAAAAAAGAAAAGAGCAAAGAAGAAACCCUGAUGUCACCAUCCACUAAAGAUUAGGAAGGUCAGAGAAUUCCCAAGGAGAACUUGUUAAUCAAGGAGGGACAAUGGAAGACAAUAAGGUUUCAACCAGGGUAGAGGAGUUUGGAGUUGGAGAUAUGGAAGAUACCUUGGGAAUAAAUAUCAGAGUGACAAUUUUCCCACUUCUCCCCCCUCCCCACCUCUAAAAGAAUUUCCGUAAUAAUCUAGAGAAGAGAUGUAAAUACAACAUGUCCCAAAAGUCUUAGUGCAGUUUUAACACUAAGAUUUUUGGGAUACUAUGUAUUUAAACGAAAUGUUCGUUUAAGGUUUGCCCUUCCCCAUCCCCCAUUGAAAUUUACCUUUGAAGAUACAAAUGGAGGGAAUUCUAAAUCAUAUAGAAAAUGUUUGGUAAAAAAUUAAGAAAUGAAGUAAAGUUAUAUCCUUGAGCAGCUGACUGAAAUGAACUUUUCACUUUACUCAUUUAACCUUGAUAGCACUGCUAACUUAAUGCAUCCCAAAAAUACAUUUUAUAUUACUGAUUGCUCUCAUUUUCUUCUAAAUGUAUGUUUCCGUACAUUGUUGUGUCUCACAUUCAAGCAUUCCAGAUUGUAUAAUUUUUGCAAAUAACUUUGAUAUUAUGUGACACAACAACAUGUUUAUGCAAUCUCCAGAUACUCAAUUGUUAUUGCACCUUACAACAUAACUGCUAUCUACAACUUUGGUUCAUUUCUAGAAGUUCAGCAAGCCUUCCCUGGUGGGGGAGGCCAUAAUUUUUUAUUUUGGCUGUGAUUUAUCUUGUGAAUUUGGGUUUGACUCUUAUUUUUCACAUCCUCGUUUGAUAUGGUAUUAUUCAAGGUUUUUAUGCAGAGAAGUUACUUGGUUUGCACUUCUAUGUUAGCACUCGGAAGCUCUGCUGAUAUUGGAGAUCAAGUGGUCCUAAUUAGCUGUAUAUUUCAAUGAGUUAAGGACAACUUAUCCAUUGUUUGUUACAAGCCAGACAUUAAACCAAUCGUUCUGGUUAAUCGUCAGUCACUGUUAUCUUUCUCAGUAUUUCAUACUUAGCAUCCCUAUCUAAAGGAAGAGCUAAGGGUGAGGAAAAUAUGCUUUAAAUUAUUAUUUUUUUGGAAAGAGAAGACUUUAAGGAAUGACAUUAUUCUAGUUCUAGCUACACUAUAGAACCAGGGAAUCUGCCUUUCAGAGGAAAGACGUGGAGGUAUUCCCUGAUAGCUCUUUCAAGUGAUUAUUUUUUUAAACAACUGCUAAGAAAAAUUGGGCUUGCAUCUAGAUAAUUUCAUGGAUAUUUUCGGAUUAUGCAUAUUGAAUGUAAAGUCAAUUCAUCUACCUUAUAGACUUUAGACUUCCUCAUUGGUUCAGGUAGGAAUACCACUUCUUAAGUUCAAUCUUAGGUUCAGAACCCUAUCUACUUUAAUUGCAACAAGAUGAUGUUGGACCUUCAUUCUCUUAAACCCUGGGAAAGUUCCAUAUCCUGUGGCUUCCCAUUGUAAUAUUUCCGCACUGGAGAAAUAAUAAAAGAAUAAGACUCUGCCUCAUGACAAAACAUUCCACUGGCAUGUUUUCUAAAAGUCAUUCUUUUGUAAUGGCCAUAGGACUGGGGAGUGCUGAGAACACUAGCUUGCUAAGAUCCAGGCGGAGGCUAGGCAAACAAGGUAAUUGCCUAGGGUGUAAGCCGUAGGGAGGGGCAAAAAGGGACAUUUUUAUAUUAUUUUUUAUAAAUGCACAUAUUUUAAUGCCAGAAAAUUGCUCUCCAGGAUAUCUAGGGGUUUAUUUUGUGAUAAUUAAAGUCCCAUGUGUUAUACUGAAGGCUCAAAGUUACUUUGAGAUAGCAAUAGUGUCUAGCAUAUAGUAAGUCCUUAAUAAAUGCUUGCUGGUUGAUUGAAUGACUAACAUCAAGGGAGAGACCAGUUAUAAUCCUCAAGCCUUGUCCUAGGUGUACAGUUUCUUUGUCUGGGCUCUGGUCUGACUUCUGGCUGCCAAUAUGACCUUGGUAGCUUCCCUGUACAAGUUUAGUGUUUUUUAUUAGGAAAAAAUUAAACUUGAAAAUGUAUUUUAAUUUAAAGUUUAACAGACAUCACCUUGCCUAUUCCAAACAUGGUAGUAUGUCAAGUGCCUAUUCUGCCCUUUUCAUUUCUAACCCAAAUGAUUGGGUUUCAUUUAACCAGGGAAUAUGGACAAAAUUCAAGAGGGAGAAAAGAACAAAGGAAUUGCCAGCAGAAAACAGGAAGCCCAUGAAGAAUCUUAUCCCUAAGGGGAUAGCAUAGGAACCAAGAGUUCUCUUCCUUUACCUUUAAAGUCUCCCCAGCUCUUUUGUUUCAGAACAAGUCUCACGUAGGGGCCUCUCUGUUACCCUACCCGCUAUCCAUGUGCCCUGUGUAAUCAUUUGUCUGUCUGUUGCUGUACUCAGGUUGGUAGGCCAAGAUCAAGUGGAAAUGAAGAAAAUCUAUUUUUUGGUCCCUUCCCCUAGGAUCACUUGAUCACUCAAGAAAUGCCCUUGUGAUGACCUUGAAAGUACUAUUUUUUAAAAGUUUUAUUUUCUCCCUAGGCUAGUGGGGUUUGAGCCCAAUGAGUCAUUUCACAUAUGCCUCAGUUUUAUUGCAACUUAUUUUCUAAAAAGAAAGAAGUCAAGCAUCAUUGGAUUGAUGUUGCUAGAGGCGUGGCUUCAAUAAGACAUGCUAAAUUAGACCUAUGUAACAUUCUUUGACCCACAGUUGUUCUCCACCAGUAUAAUAUUCAGCCAAAAGAAUUACAAUCUAGAACUAAAAGCAUUUGCUAGCAAAAUCGAUCAACAUGAGAAGUCAACAAACACUGAGAUUACAAACAUUUGUUAGGUUGUCCUUCUGUGCAUGUAUGGGCUGCAUCAUUGCUCCUUUGUUUCUAAUCCAGAUUUAUGAGUAAAUAGAUUUAUGCCAACCUUAAUAGACUUGUAUGUUUUAUGCAAGAAUUAAAUGCUGUAAGACAUGAAUAAAUUACUCAACCCACUGUACGCUUUGGUGGCCAUAUGGAUUGGAAAAUCAACAGCACUUUUGUAUCUGCUCCUUAGGUUUCUGCAUGCAAGCAAUGACAGAUAGGACUGAGAAAACACUGCCGUUUGACUUCUAGCAUUGUAGUUCCUGAGAGUUGUAGAGUCGAUAUCACUGUAAGUCUAUUCACUUUAUUCUGUGGUUCUAAAACUAUUAUCUGGCAACCUACAGCAUCCAACAGGAAAUAUUUGGUAGAUUUAUGUUGUGAUGUGUUGCAGCAUGUAAAUAAUAUAACUUCUCUGCAAUAAAGCACAUUUAUAUUAAACUGGUUUGUGUUCAUUCUA
Messenger RNA from Phascolarctos cinereus (koala), 7482 nucleotides. It is a transcript of the gene GPR158, whose product is annotated as G protein-coupled receptor 158. Gene Ontology annotation, biological process: G protein-coupled receptor signaling pathway. NCBI's taxonomy places the organism in Eukaryota, Metazoa, Chordata, Mammalia, Diprotodontia, Phascolarctidae. Gene Ontology annotation, molecular function: G protein-coupled receptor activity. Gene Ontology annotation, cellular component: membrane. The record is from RefSeq and is a predicted model, not a curated record.